AUGGGGCUCACGUUCACCAAGCUGUUCAGCCGCCUGUUCGCGAAGAAGGAGAUGCGGAUCCUGAUGGUGGGUCUCGACGCCGCGGGAAAGACCACCAUCCUCUACAAGCUCAAGCUCGGCGAGAUCGUCACCACCAUCCCCACCAUCGAUUGGGAAUCUGUAGCGGAACAUGCAAAUGCUUGGCAAUGUGAUCCCAGGUUCAAUGUUGAAACUGUGGAGUACAAGAACAUCAGCUUCACUGUCUGGGAUGUCGGGGGUCAGGACAAGAUCAGGCCACUGUGGAGGCAUUACUUCCAGAACACACAGGGUCUCAUCUUUGUUGUGGACAGCAACGAUAGGGACCGUGUUGUUGAAGCAAGGGAUGAGCUCCACAGGAUGCUGAAUGAGGAUGAGUUACGUGAUGCUGUGCUGCUUGUGUUUGCUAACAAGCAAGAUCUUCCAAAUGCCAUGAAUGCUGCUGAGAUCACUGAUAAGCUUGGCCUGCACUCCCUUCGCCAGCGACACUGGUACAUCCAGAGCACUUGUGCUACAACAGGGGAGGGACUGUAUGAAGGCCUGGACUGGCUGUCCAGCAACAUUGCCAACAAGUCCUAA
This is a messenger RNA of Triticum turgidum subsp. durum (durum wheat), 594 nucleotides long. Lineage: Eukaryota; Viridiplantae; Streptophyta; Magnoliopsida; Poales; Poaceae. The record is from the annotation of a GenBank genome assembly.